AUGGAUGAAGACGAACCAACUAGUCUCCCCGGGAAUAAUGGUCCAAUUGAAGAAGAAAAACCAACUAGUCUCCCCGGGAAUAAUGGCCCAAUUGGAGAAGAAAACCCAUAUAAUAACCUAACCCAGGACCAGGAAUUUCCCAUUUAUCAACAAAAACAGCUCAAUCUAGGCGAAUCAGCCAAUGAAAAUAAUCACGCAAGAUUGUCAAUUACCAGCACUAGCACAACUUUACAGCUGAAAUUACCCGCACAGCAACAAUCUACUACAAUUCACCCUGAUUUCCAGUAUAAUAAGCAUAAUGAGUCAAUUUUCGAUGACGAGAGAUUGUUUCCCUGCUUACCCACUAAUAACAACCAGGAGGAUGAUCUCGUUAAAUUCGAGGAGAGAAAUCAAGAGCUAAUCAUCAACCAUGCAACAAUCAAGGCAUUGGUUGUACAAAUGACUUCUCCCGAAGUAAUUGACUAUAACUUGAUUUGUGAUUUUUUCCUAACUUAUAGGAUUUUUUCCAAUAGUGACGAAAUCAUGAAUUUGCUAUUAACGCGGUUGAUCUGGGCUUUGCAGUAUAUUAACUCAGAUAGCCUAGCAAACGUCAAGAUUGGGAAAUUGGUUUUGCUUCGAACAUUUGUGGUUUUGAGGCACUGGAUUAUAAACUAUUUUGUUGAUGAUUUCAAUAGUAAUACUCCAUUAUGUGACAAGUUUUCCACCACCUUAAACAGCAUUGUUUUGGACUCUAAUCUAAUAAGUAUGGAAAAUUACUCAAGCCAGGAUAAUUUCUUAUUUGUUAUAAAGAUAUUCGGUGAUUUGAAAUCUCACUGGUUAAGUUUAAUCAAUGAAUUUUGGCUUUUGAAUAUUGAUAUGGAGUCACUAAUUAUCAGCAAAAGUAUAUUUGAUUAUCAUCUACCUUUGUUAAGAGAUGUCAACAACAAUAGUAAGAAAAUUUCUAAAUCAAAUACAGAAUUGUCCAUACAUACCAAUCCUUCUUAUCGUCGGUCCGCAAUGCUUUCACUUUAUGAUCAGAAAAUACACCACAAGAUGCUUAUAUUUGAUGAAAACUCAAACCAAGAAGAAAAUCCUCAAUUUUCAAUUAAUAACUUGUUGUUACAACAUCAAUCAUCAAGACUUUCCAUUAAUAAUAAAAUUCAAGAAAUUCAGCAGCAAAAGAAAUUAGUUAAAUCGCCUACACUUUCUACAUUAUUUGCUAAAACAUCGCCGACUAAUAAUAUUAAUAAUACUACUAAUAUCACCGCCACCACCACCACCACCACCACCACCACCACUCCUCUUGCCGCUGCUGCUGCUUUCACUCAAAAUUUUUCAAAUAAUGCAGCAGCAACUAAUACCCUGACAAAGAAUAGAAAGGCUCUAGCACAAUCAACGAGGUAUAAUCGAAUGGAAAUCAAAGAUUCAGCUUUGGAAUUGAAGAAAACCAAAACAAUGCUCCUAGAUGACGUAGAUGUUGAAAAUCGCAAUUGGGAUCCUACUACUAAUUAUAAUAGUAUCCCGGUAAAUCAUGGGGUUGACAAGUCUCAACUAUAUAAACAAGUUGGGUUUUCCACCAAUGGGAAUGUUAAGCUUCCUACAUCAAGGGUGACCACAAUUGUACCACCAACACCAGUGAAAAAAAUGGAUUAUAAACUUGUUACUGAAGCGUUUAGUGUUUCACUGAAUCAACCGCUGCCUCAUGUGUAUGAUGCUCUACACGCAGAUGAUUUCGGAAGGAAAAAAUCCAUAAAAAAGUUGAUGGAAAGUUGGAAGAAGUCAUUAGCUGCACAUCAUUACUCCAAAAUAUCAGUUGCUGAGCAUAAAUUCAGCUCAGGGUCAUCUCAAAAUUCAUCAAAAGAGUCGAUGACCAAUUCUAUACAUGCUGUGAGCGAACGGGAUAUUGGGAAUCGUAUAGAUGUUUUAAGUGCACGAAUCGUGGACGAGUUGGAAUAUUUUAUUCGGUAUUAUAUUGAUGAUUCAAAAGCAAACAGUGUCAUACAUGAAGUAGAUGGUCGAUAUAUUGAAGGUGAAGGUGAAGGUGACUCCAACGACAAAUUUCUUGACGUUAGAGAGGAGGUGCAGGCAGCAGAGGAAAAUCAAGACGAUAACAACGAGUUGAAGCUGAUUGCACUCACAUCCGCUAGAAACAGUAAAGAAAAUGAAAGUGAUGUGGAUAUAAAUGAUUUGUCAGAGUUGAAUAUUCUAAAAAUUGACAAUCUUAUUAAUGAUGAGGAGAAUGGUGCUGUACAAACUAUGAUGGUUUUGAGUAAUAGCACUCCCCAUGACUAUGACAACGACAGCAAUGACAGCAAUGACGACAACAACGACAACGACAACAAUGACAACAAUGACAACAAUGACAACAAUGACAAUGACAACGACGAAAUGUAUUCAUCUGGUCCAUCUUUUCAAAAACCAACGAGUCUCAAUUGGAAUGAUGAAGAAGUUGUUGAUUUGGAGGUGUCCGCUGAGAAGGAAGAAAUCAAACUGGAAGAAGAUAAUGAUGAAUUUGACUUUACUAUUGGGUCCAAAGGCAAGUCAAGAGCAUGUUCCGCAGUGUACCAUGAACCCAAUAUACAUUUCUACCAGUCAAUUCACUCUUUUGAGACUUCCAGUAUAUCCACACCAAGUAAUUUCACUCAAUACGAUGCUGAGAUUGCCGAGUUGGGUAUAGCUGUAAGUCCUCAGCUGGAGAAACCAAAACGAAUAAGCUUUUGCGAGACUAAAAAUAACAACAACAAUAAUAAUAACAGUGUGAUCAACAAUAGGAAAGUAUCAAUUUUGUCUAGAAACUCCACCGGAUCUGCUAAUAUACGAGACUCGGUGAAAUCGUAUUUGAGUUAUGAUUCUGCACUUUCCAUUACAAACGAUAGCAUUUUGAUGAGAAGCUCAAACAUUGAAGGAAAUGGAUUGAGGAAGAAAUUCGGGUUUAAUAACUUGCGUACGGCAAUUAAUGAAAAUGAACUAGAAAGUGCAAUUGUGCUAAAGUCAUCACAAAUAUCACGCAACACUUCAAGGAGUUCGAGGAAAAGUGUACGGUUCAGCAACUUGUGUGCUUUGACUCAGUUGCCAUUUAACGAAUUUGAGUUGCAAAGUGAAGAAAAGAAACGACAUAAAAAAACAUCUUCAGUUGAUCUUUGUACUAGUUCGAUAUUUUCAGUUACUGGGAGAAGCAGGAUGAGCUCAAAGGGGAACGCAAAUAAGGAAUCAACCCAAAGCACUGUUUUUACUGGAUCUUCAGACAAUUCAGUGGCAAUUCCUGGAAUCAGUAAUUAUGCGCUCAAGGAGUUGGCAGCUAUACCUGAUGAAUCAAUGCAAUCUACGGAUGAUCCAAUUGAGUUUGCACUAAGUAAAUUAGAAGGGAACAGAACAUUGUCGAAACUGAGCUUACCAAAAGGUGAUAAUGUGGAGGAGGAGGAGGAGGAGGAGGAGGAGGGCAAGGGAGAAGGAGGAGAGGAAGUCAACUCCACUGAGGAUAUAUUAAACCAAAUUCACAAUGUACAUACGGAGGAUGCUAUUGGAGGUUCUACAUUCAAUAUCACUGAUGAAGAAGAGCCUUUAACUCCGAUUAAUUCACCAAAGAACUUAAUUUUGGAAGAGGCCCCUUCUAAUCAUUCAAUGUCUACACCCCAACAAGAUCUCAAUAUUGAAGUCUUUGACUUUCAAGAACCAAAUAAGGUGAAUGUUGAUUCUCCCCAAACAAGCUCGUACCAGUCACCCAAGAUAAUUUUGGAUAGUUAUGCACCAUCAAGCAAUUUCUUAUCGGUACAGAAUGUCAUGAAUGAACAUACACACAUUUCAUUUCUAUUGUCAUUUGACUCGAAAUCUUUAGCAGAUCAUUUUACUAUUAUUGAGAAAGAUAUGCUUAUGGAAAUAGAUUGGAAAGAUUUAAUUGAAUUGAAAUGGAAUAAAGAAUUAACUCCAGUAAAUAGUUGGCUUGAGAUUAUUGUUAAUGACACUUAUUACAUGAAAAACAAAGGUGUUAACUUGGUCAUUGCUAGAUUCAAUUUGAUGGUAAACUGGAUAAUUUCUGAAAUCCUACUAAGUCAAAAUCAAAAUGAACGAAUCAGCAUUAUUUCUCGAUUCAUACACAUUGCGCAAAACUGUUUAAUUUUACAAAAUUACGCUACAUUGGUGCAAAUCAUUUUAGCGUUAACUUCACAAAGAGUUCAAUGUUUCAAAAACACAUGGAGGAAUUUGUCACCGGGGGAUAUAUUGAUGUUAAAAAACCUCGAGGAAUUGUCAUCACCGUUGAAGAAUUUCUUAAACAUUAGAUUGUCAAUUAACCAAAUCAAACCUUCAAAGGGAUGCAUCCCGUUUGUUGGAUUAUACUUGUCUGACUUGACGUUUAAUGCCGAGCGUCCUAAUCUUAUCAAAAGAAACAACAAGAAUAAUAAUGCAAUUGAAGAAAGUGAAGAAAUGAUUAAUUUUUCGAAAUUCAGAACAUCCGUUCAUAUAGUCAAGUCUUUAUCGCAAUGUAUUGAAUGGUCAAGUAAUUAUUCAAUUGAUGUACUGCCUGACCUAUUAUCGAAAUGUCUUUACAUAAAAUCAUUAGAUGAAGAAGAAAUGAAUUUCUGUAUACUGAAAAUUCAAGAUUGA
Messenger RNA from Lodderomyces oxycetoniae, 4581 nucleotides. RefSeq names its product mitotic regulator (gene LTE1). Bases 1 to 4581 code for a protein of 1526 amino acids. The record is from RefSeq and is a predicted model, not a curated record. Gene Ontology annotation, molecular function: guanyl-nucleotide exchange factor activity. The transcript has a single exon. NCBI's taxonomy places the organism in Eukaryota, Fungi, Ascomycota, Pichiomycetes, Serinales, Debaryomycetaceae. Gene Ontology annotation, biological process: positive regulation of GTPase activity; Ras protein signal transduction. Gene Ontology annotation, cellular component: plasma membrane.